Messenger RNA from Asparagus officinalis (garden asparagus), 1140 nucleotides. Its product is annotated as glutamic acid-rich protein-like. Bases 326 to 847 code for a protein of 173 amino acids. The record is from RefSeq and is a predicted model, not a curated record. The transcript is spliced from 9 exons. Gene Ontology annotation, cellular component: RNA polymerase III complex. Lineage: Eukaryota; Viridiplantae; Streptophyta; Magnoliopsida; Asparagales; Asparagaceae. Gene Ontology annotation, biological process: transcription by RNA polymerase III.
CGUGUGCCGUACUAGUAAACCCUAAAACCUAAACCCCCUCUCUACCCCUCAAUUCUCUCCGUAGCAAUCAAAUCUUUCAAAUUUGAUCCAUUUUUGUUAGAUUUACAAACAAUCCCCGAACGAUUACAUAUUUUCAUUUCUGUAAUCGAAUCGAGUUCCUCUUUCUUCAGUUUCUCUCUUCCAAUGUCUUUUCGAGGCCGAGGCCGAGGGCCGGUUUCGGCCGCGGACGGAUUCGGCGGCGGCGGCGGUUUUAAAUGCCAAGCCGCUUCCCUACAUCCUUUUCCCGGAAGAUGUAACCUUGCCGAGCUUGCCGGAUGUCGGGACUAUGUCAAAAGAGGAAAAACUGUUGAUCGCAUCGAAAUAUCGGUUGGAACAAUUUUGGGUAACUUCUUGUUAUCAUUUGGAACAAAAUGCAUUCCCCAAGAUAGAGAAGUCUGAAGAUGGGAAAAAAGUUGUGAAAGUCGCAGAAUCGAAUGCGGAAGAUGCAGAAAUUGAACGGUAUUCUGAUAGAUUUAAGCAAAAGGUACAUGGAAAACGUGAAGCUCUGGAAUCUUACAUGAAUUUUGGUGCAAGGUUGCAGCGGGUUCCAAAGAAAUUACGGUGGGAUCGAGAUUCAGGUGAUGGGAAGGACUUUUUUGCAAAGCUUGAAGAGGCAGAGGGGAAAGCUAAGGGGAAAGAAGAUCAUUUUAAGAAAGAUGAGGAUGAAGAUGAAGUAGAGGUAGAAGAACAGGGAGAAGAAGAGAGUGAUGAUGGUGAUUAUAAUCAGAAUAUAGAUUUUGAUGAUGACGAUGAUGACUUCAACAUUGAUGAAGGACCAGACGAAGACUUCUUCGGCGGUGAAGAUUAAACAGCGUUCCUCGAAGCCAAAGGCCAAGCAUAUCACAAUGUUCCAGUUACCAGUUAGAUUUGAAUUUUUUUGUCCAAGGCUGGUGCUUGAGCUAAAACAAACUACAGGUUCCAUCGUUCCCAUGACACUGCAGCUGACUGCUGUUUUUCUCUUACCUUUGGACAUCUAUUGUUUUCUCUUGCUUUUAAAUGACAGUUACAUUGCUUAUGCACAUACGCGUUAAUUACAUGAAUAUGUAUUAGAAAACAAUCAAUUACUAAUUAUGUUAUACACAUGGAUCAGAAUUUGGAAGA